This is a messenger RNA of Gadus chalcogrammus (walleye pollock), 938 nucleotides long. RefSeq names its product glutathione S-transferase A-like. NCBI's taxonomy places the organism in Eukaryota, Metazoa, Chordata, Actinopteri, Gadiformes, Gadidae. The coding region runs from base 170 to 847 and encodes 225 amino acids. Gene Ontology annotation, molecular function: glutathione transferase activity. The transcript is spliced from 6 exons. Gene Ontology annotation, biological process: glutathione metabolic process. The record is from RefSeq and is a predicted model, not a curated record.
GACCUUUGGGUGGGUGCGUCAGCAAAAGCAUUUAUUCUUUUAGUAGGUUCAAUAAAGCACCACACAGCAGCUGAUCCCAUGGCACAGCUUUAGUUGUAUAUGUUGAUCAUAAUAUAUUGGUUCGUCCAUGCACAUUACCGGCGUUAAGAUCCACUAACCCGGAUACCCCAUGGCUAAAAAGAUGAGUCUGUUGUGGGGGUCAGGCUCCCCCCCCUGCUGGCGAGUCAUGAUCACCCUGGAGGAGAAGAGUUUCCAGGGGUACAAACGCAAGCUGCUGUCCUUCGAGGCUGGGGAGCACAAGUCCGCUGAAGUCCGAGAGCUCAACCCGAGAGGACAGCUCCCUGUUUUCAAACAUGGAGACAGCGUCCUGAAUGAGUCCAUCGCAGCAUGCUUAUUCCUGGAGAACCAGUACCAGCUCAAGGGUACCAGGCUGCUCCCCCAGACGCCAGCGGAACAAGCCCUGGCCUUGCAACGCAUGGUGGAAGGCAUCACACUCAACGAUAAGCUCAAUGCGGUCAUCUACUAUGAGUGGUUUGUGCCUGAGGAGGAGAGGUGUGAGGCAGGGGUGAAGAGGAGCAGAGAGGUGCUGGGGGCCGAGCUUCAGCUCUGGGAAAAGUAUUUGGAGCAGGUGGGGCCUGGCGCAUACCUCGCAGGGGCGUUCUCAUUGGCUGACGUUACUGUCUUUCCAAGCGUCGCCUGUGCCUUUCGCUUUGGGCUGUCUGUGCUGCGGUACCCCAAGCUAGCCAAGUACUACAGCCUGCUGAAGGGCCGAGCCAGCAUCAAGGUCUCCUGGCCCCCCCACUGGCUUGAGAGCCCCCAGGGCUACGAUGUGCUCAAGGACCUCUGAAACACAAUAUAGGAUGUAGUGAUAUGAAUGACUGUUGGUUGUGGUUGUUGUAUUUUUAAUGUAUUAAAGUAUUGAACUGAGCAAUGUUUUG